This is a messenger RNA of Prosopis cineraria, 1869 nucleotides long. Its product is annotated as serine/threonine-protein kinase BSK5. The transcript has 10 exons. Gene Ontology annotation, biological process: brassinosteroid mediated signaling pathway; protein phosphorylation. Gene Ontology annotation, molecular function: protein kinase activity; ATP binding; protein binding. Bases 294 to 1760 code for a protein of 488 amino acids. The record is from RefSeq and is a predicted model, not a curated record. NCBI's taxonomy places the organism in Eukaryota, Viridiplantae, Streptophyta, Magnoliopsida, Fabales, Fabaceae.
UAGUGGAGUGGCAAAGAGCUCAGAGCGCAGGCUACAGGAAAAAAGGAAAGCUGGAAGAAAAGGGAAUGAAUGAUGAAGAGGUGGUGUGCUCGGGGUGACUCUUAAGAUCCGGCACGAACCCUUGGAUCUCAAAAGAGGAUUCUUUUUCAUCAGCAUUCUCUUCUCCAAGCAUACCCGACUUUCCCUCUCUUAUUCACUUCCCAUCUCUUCAUCAUUUUCCAUUCCACCUUAUCCCUAUUCUUCUCUGCACUCCAGUCUCCCCCAAAAAGUUAUUGAGGAAUUGCUAUUCACCAAUGGGAGGUCGUUGCUCGAAAUUCUCACUGUGCUGGUGGUCCUCUAAUAUCAAAUCAAAUCUUCAUGACCUGUCUGACAAUGAUGAUGGGAACAAGAAUGAGAAGCCUGGAAUCAUAGAAUAUAGCUUGGAUCAACUAAGAAGUGCCACUUCAGGAUUUUCACCCGACAACAUCGUGUCAGAGCACGGUGAGAAAGCUCCCAAUGUUGUCUAUAAAGGGAAGCUUGAAGAUGACGGGUGGGUAGCUGUGAAGCGCUUCAACAAGUCGGCUUGGCCUGAUUCUCGACAAUUCCUAGAGGAAGCACGAUCAGUGGGGCAGCUGCGGAAUGAGCGAUUAGCCAACUUGAUUGGGUGUUGCUGUGAAGGGGAAGAAAGACUGCUUGUUGCUGAGUUCAUGCCCAAUGAAACUCUCUCCAAACACCUUUUUCAUUGGGAGACCCAGCCCAUGAAAUGGGCAAUGAGGCUGAGAGUGGCCUUUUACUUAGCACAAGCUUUAGAAUACUGCAGUAGCAGAGGAAGGGCAUUGUACCAUGAUCUUAAUGCUUAUAGAAUUCUGUUUGAUCAGCAUGGCAAUCCCAGACUCUCCUGUUUUGGACUCAUGAAGAACAGCAGAGAUGGCAAGAGUUAUAGUACAAACUUAGCCUUCACCCCUCCAGAGUACUUGAGGACAGGAAGGAUUACCCCAGAAAGUGUUAUAUACAGUUUUGGCACCCUUUUGCUUGAUCUUCUCAGUGGCAAACAUAUUCCACCCAGUCAUGCACUUGAUCUUAUACGAGGGAAAAAUUUUUUGUUGCUCAUUGAUUCAUGUUUGGAAGCCCAUUUUUCAAGUGACGAUGGAACUGAAUUAGUGAGAUUAGCUUCACGUUGUUUACAGUAUGAACCUCGUGAGAGGCCUAAUGCCAAGUCACUCGUAACUGCUCUAGCUCCUCUUCAGAAAGAAACUUCAGAACCAUCAAAAGUUUUGAUGGGCAUACCAGAUGGGAUUGCAUCUACAAGGGAAACAGUUUCAUUGACACCUUUUGGUGAAGCUUGUUCUAGAAGAGACUUCACUGCAAUGCAUGAAAUUUUGGAAAAGGUUGGGUACAAGGAUGAUGAAGAUGUUGCAAAUGAGCUUUCAUUCCAAAUGUGGACUAAUCAAAUACAAGAAACUCUGAAUUCUAAGAAGCAAGGAGAUUCUGCUUUUCGUGCCAAAGACUUCUCUACAGCCGUUGACUACUAUACACAAUUCAUCGAUGUAGGGACUAUGGUAUCGCCAACUGUUUAUGCCAGGCGCUGCUUAUGUUACUUGAUGAACGACAUGGCUCAAGAAGCUCUUGGAGAUGCCAUGCAAGCCCAAUCAGUGUCACCCACGUGGCACACUGCCUUCUAUCUUCAAGCAGCUGCUCUCUUCAGCCUUGGAAUGGACAGUGAUGCACAGGAAAGUCUUAAAGAUGGCACAAUGCUGGAAACCAGAAAGCAUAGAGAUUGAAAGUGUAUAGUCGUUUCCCUUUCUUCACGUUCCCCUUAUUUAUCAAGGAAAAUUUACAAGUAUUAAUUGUAUGUAUGCAUCUUUCUGGUAGCCUCUACAAUUUGCAACA